AUGGGGAGCCACGAGCUCCAGCCGUCUGUGUGCGCCAUGAAAUCCGCCGAGCACGAGCGCGCGAUUCUGCGGGCGCGCGAGCCCCUUUCGGACCCCUCGGAACCGGACAGCGGCAGCGAGAGCUCGUCGGAGAAGUGGGCGGAGGGCGCGGGCGGCCGCGCGCGUUCCGUCUCCCUCUCGGUGCCCGGGCGCGACGGUGGUCCUGGAGGUGGUCCCGGAGGAGGUCCCAGGCUCAGGCUGGUCGGGGUGAGCAAGCAGCGGCAGGCGGCGAACGCGCGCGAGCGGGACCGCACUCACAGCGUGAACACGGCGUUCAGCGCCCUGCGCACCCUCAUACCCACAGAACCCGCAGACCGCAAGCUGUCCAAGAUCGAGACCCUGCGCCUCGCCUCCAGCUACAUCGCGCACCUCGCCAACGUGCUGCUGCUCGCCGACAGCGGAGGAGACGGACCGCCGUGCACGCGACACCGAGAGGCCCUCGUGCACGGAGGCGGAGGCGGGAGCGCGCUCAGACCCAUCUGUACCUUCUGCCUCGGAAAUCAGAGGAGAAUGAGUUUCGUGUUUCUCCGCAGCUCUAACACACCUGUCCUGAGAGCUGAUGUGUGGAGUCAGAUGCGAGCCGAGAUAAUGCAGGUGUGUGAGAGCCCUCGUCCUGCUCCAGCAGCUCCAUGUUUACAUUUAAAGACUUUCUCUUCACCUCAUUACGGACAGAACUACAAGAAACUUGUAUAUUUUAUUUCUAAAAACGAGGACAGGAGGAAGAAGGGAAAAAAAACACCUGAUAAGAUGCACUCACCCCCCACCUUUACAAACGUGUGUGUGUGUGUUUGCCCUUGUGUUUCUUGGUGAAUGUAACUGGAGCUGUGUGUGUAAAAGCAGCACCUGGCAGUAGGUUAUUUCAGAAGCCUGGAUGAGCCGCUCCUUAAAAAACACCACCACGUGUGUGUGUGUGUGUGUGUGUGUGUGUGUCCUCAUGUGUCACAUGACAGUAACCCAAACCUGUGUCUGCUGCAGUGGUUGCUGUCAGUAGUCUAUAGUGAUUUGGGUUGCCAUAUUGGACACUUUUACACCCAGGCAACAGGUCAGGAGUUAAUUCCAACCCAUUGUGCUGUUUC
This is a messenger RNA of Silurus meridionalis, 1115 nucleotides long. RefSeq names its product transcription factor 15-like. The record is from RefSeq and is a predicted model, not a curated record. NCBI's taxonomy places the organism in Eukaryota, Metazoa, Chordata, Actinopteri, Siluriformes, Siluridae. Gene Ontology annotation, molecular function: RNA polymerase II transcription regulatory region sequence-specific DNA binding; protein dimerization activity; DNA-binding transcription factor activity, RNA polymerase II-specific. Gene Ontology annotation, biological process: regulation of transcription by RNA polymerase II; developmental process. The transcript is spliced from 3 exons. The coding region runs from base 1 to 849 and encodes 282 amino acids.